UUGUUAUAGUGGAAUCCGCAGGAAGACGGUGCUAAACAUGCCACUGUUGCCAAACCUGGACCUGAAAAACGACCCGUCGGAGCUGACGGAGCUGGUGCAGACCUACAAGCAAGAGGUGACGGAGGCGGCUUGUGAGCUCAUCUGUGAUUGGGCCCAGAAGAUCCUCAAGCGUUCCUUUGACACAGUGGUCGAGAUCGCCCGUUUUCUUGUGCAGGAGCACAUCGUCAACCCGCGCUGCAGCCAGGCUGAACUCGUCACUUCUGCCGCUAUGGCAGGAGGUCCUGCAAAGCCCCACAAGGUGAUCAAGAAGAACCCAGUACCAUCCAAAGGAGGUGGGCCAGAGACGGAAGGGAGCGGCUCUGAAGCUAAGAGGGAUAAAGACGUUGGGGAUCAGUCGUUGCCAGGGAAACUGCAGUCCAGUGACAAGCCAAUGAAAGGGGUGGAGUCUGUACGCCCGGGGGGUCGCGAAUUGCAGGUGGAGGCUCUGAUGAAGCACUUGCCCCGAAUCCUGCCUCGCAGCUCCGUCCCGGAAAAGUCCCAGCUUUCGGUGCGCUCCUCGCCCCCUUCGCUGGCGCCCAAAGACGCAGGUGGCGUGAAAGUCAUUACAAUGACUGCCCUGCCCCAGCAGCAAGGGGGCGCUCUCCCCGUCAUGAUCCUCCCCCAGAGCGUCAGCCUCUCCUACCCCGACAGGGAAAAAGCCCCGUCAAUCACCAUGGCGCCCAUGGCACCAACGUCGGUGGUGCAGAGGGCCCGCACGGCGGGCAAACGGGCCCCCGAGGCGACAAGCGGGGGCCCCGGGCCGGGAGGCACGCCGGCCAAACGGAAACGAGGACGACCCAGGAAGCCACGGCCAGAGGACACUGCCCCCCCGCAGCCGCCCCCUCCACCCUUACCCUCGGUCAACCAAGCCCCUAUCAUGAAUUCCCUCACCGGAGGGGUGAUCCAGAAAGCCUGCUCUUCCUCCGCCUCCCAGGUGGUGGAGGUCGUAUUCCAGGACCAGCAGGCCUUGGUACUAGGUCAGCUGCAUUCGGUAGCGGACACAGGCGACCCAGAGCACCGGGGCGUGGUGCUCGAGACUGACCCACGGCCCGUGCUGCUGUUGUCAGGGGCCAGUCACACAAACUGGGACAUGGGCAGGGCCAUGGUAGAGGUCAUCCAGAGGGCCCCGAGACCACCCACCAUCAUCACCAAGAACAACAACAACUCCCAGUCUACCCCCCAGCACCGCCUGCCCCUGCCCACUGUGCUGGAGGAUCGAGGGGAGGUGGCGAUCACCCUCACCCCCGUGGAACCUUUGGACGAUCUGCCGACCCCCACUGCCCAGGCUAGCUCAACCCCCACUGCCCAGGCUAGCUCGGAGGGCAGCCCUACACCCGAUGACAGCUCUAAAGAACCUAGCCCUGGCCUUCCUUGUCCCAGAGACUAAGGAGCACUAAGGGACUUUAUACUACCCUCAGGGUGAGGAUAACCACCCCCAAUCAUCUUCUCCCAGGUAGCGUCUUCUCCCCGAUUGGUGGAAAUCCAAGAUUGGCAGCGCAGAGAGCCAAGAAGGAUUGAUGAAGCCAAAACACUAUUAAUCCCUGUUGACCUUCCAUUUAUAACUCUUUGCUGUGACUCUAACUGCAUGUUUGUCUUUGUAAUUGUGAGCAGAGAGAGCGAUAAAGGCGGUUCCGUAGUUCUGAUGACGAGGGGGGGUGUUUACGGGUUUGGACCUUACGAGGUUUUAAGUGCUACUCUCCCUGAGAGGAAUUCCCCUCAGUGUUUUUUUAUUUUUUAUAAUAUACAGUUGAAAUUGGACGUUUACAUACACCUUAGCCAAAU
Molecule: messenger RNA, 1821 nt
Organism: Salvelinus namaycush (lake trout)
Lineage: Eukaryota; Metazoa; Chordata; Actinopteri; Salmoniformes; Salmonidae
Product: DNA-binding protein RFX5-like
Exons: 4
Coding region: 38-1426 (462 amino acids)
Source: RefSeq, a predicted model, not a curated record